This is a messenger RNA of Ylistrum balloti, 927 nucleotides long. RefSeq lists its product as uncharacterized. The transcript has 7 exons. The record is from RefSeq and is a predicted model, not a curated record. Bases 1 to 927 code for a protein of 308 amino acids. NCBI's taxonomy places the organism in Eukaryota, Metazoa, Mollusca, Bivalvia, Pectinida, Pectinidae.
AUGGAGCAGAGUCGGACAGACAGGGCUGGUACUCCGGACUCUUUCUGCUCUGACAGAUGGACACCCAGUCCUCAACGACCUUAUUCGGACUUACAGAAGAAGAAAAAACAAGCUGUCGUAAGAGAAUUGUUGAAUGAAUUCGACAUGGAGGAGACCGUCGCACGCUAUAGAAACCAGAACUCGCAGGAAUUUGUCUUGGCCGAGAGCGAAUUCAGUUUGGAUGUUUCGCUUUCCGUGUUGCGGACACGCCAGCAUUUACAACGGCUGAUGGGCACUGACGUCAUCAGACUCAACGACCACAACUAUACAGAAACUCUGCUUCAGAAACUGAAAGAGGAGUACGAGGCCAACAUGGACAAAAAGGAAAAGGCGUUGGCGGAUGCAGAGAAACAAAGGCUACGGAAACUAAUGCUGGAAGGUAUCAUAUCAGUCAAUGUGAUGGAAAACCCGGACGGGAAACCACGUCGCUCCAAAAGAAGGAAAUACAAACAGAAGGAAAAUGCAUCUAAGAAUGGGCCUCCGUCCAUCAUGCACGAGGAUAGUCCAUACUACCAGGCUGUAGCCGAGAGGUCCGAAUCCCCUCAACAGUCAUCAGAUUACAAACAGAAUGACGUAGUGUCCCAGAUGGAGAUCAUCAAAAACAAAGAUUCAAAGGAGAAAAGUGACGAGAACAUGCACGAAGAGGAGGAUUCAUUGACACGAGAGGACUCUUUGGGUCACAAUUCCCGGGAAAACAGUGCGAAGAAGCAGGUACAAUGGGCACAACCUAAAAAGCAGAUGAACUCCGGCGAUGAAUCCGUAGCUAGUCCAAAGCGAGAAUAUCCCAAAGGAAGGUUUUCCACGAUAGAUUCUCCACUUCUGCGUGAUCUACGACACGAGGAGACUGUUGCUGGUUUGUACAGACUAGCAGAAUUGUUGGUUUUGUAA